Molecule: messenger RNA, 300 nt
Organism: Lasiosphaeria miniovina
Lineage: Eukaryota; Fungi; Ascomycota; Sordariomycetes; Sordariales; Lasiosphaeriaceae
Exons: 1
Source: RefSeq, a predicted model, not a curated record
GAGGAGGAGCGAAAUUCGUGGACGGCUGACCCCCACCACUUUACAGGUGGCCGCUGGAGAUAUAUUGUCCUCAAGCCCGGCCAGUCUGUCUUCUUCAUGCCGGGGACGAUUCACUGUGUGUUCCGGGUGCGCCAGCAUCAAACGCUGGCGCUUGGUGGCCACGUCCUUCAGUGGUCAGACAUCAGGCGCUGGAUGCAAGUCGUGCUUGCUCAGAUAAAGAACUCGGCCAUUACCAACGAAGACAUGAGGCGGAGCGCGCCGAAAUACGUCCUCGCUGUGGCGAAGCUCGUCAAAGCUAGA